AUGUCAGGCUCUGCCGCUCCCAAAUCGAAGAAAAAAGACAAGCAAAUCUUCGAGCCAGACUUUAAGGCGAAGGAAAUAAUGGAGACGGAUAAUACUUGGUUUCAACAGAGAUUUGGUACGAACACGGAUGACAAGACCGAGGCAGGCGCAACUGGCAAAGCUUCCAAGAGUGACCCCAAGAGGAAAACUGGAGGUUCCAAGUGUGUCGCUUCAUGA
Venustampulla echinocandica is the source of this 216-nucleotide messenger RNA. RefSeq lists its product as uncharacterized. Bases 1 to 216 code for a protein of 71 amino acids. Lineage: Eukaryota; Fungi; Ascomycota; Leotiomycetes; Helotiales; Pleuroascaceae. The transcript is spliced from 2 exons. The record is from RefSeq and is a predicted model, not a curated record.